UCGUGUGCGGCGGCGGAGGUGUUAUCGGCGGCUGCAGCAAAGCGUUUGGCGCGAUGUCUCACACCAUUUUGUUGGUACAGCCUACCAAGAGGCCAGAAGGCAGGACUUAUGCUGACUAUGAGUCUGUGAAUGAAUGCAUGGAAGGUGUUUGUAAAAUGUAUGAAGAACAUCUGAAGAGAAUGAAUCCCAACAGCCCUUCCAUCACAUAUGAUAUCAGUCAGUUGUUUGAUUUUAUUGAUGAUCUGGCAGAUCUCAGCUGCCUUGUUUACCGAGCUGAUACACAGACAUACCAGCCGUAUAACAAAGACUGGAUCAAAGAGAAGAUCUACGUGCUCCUCCGUCGACAGGCCCAACAGGCUGGGAAGUAAUUGAGUUGGAAGCGUUAGGGGCUGAGGGUGGACUUGGAACAGGUGCCCACAGCGCGCUGUAGUGAACCUUUUGUAUGAUAGUGAGCCUGUUUCCGCUGUGUUACACUCGAGCCAAGAUUGAAUGUCUGACGUGAACCGUGAAUGAUCUUUUCACUCUGAAGCCACCGUUGCCCCUUUGCUCCUUUACUUUCGUUUUUUUACUUAAACAUUUUUAUGAAAAUUCAGAUAGAAAGCAUUUUUGCCAUUUAAGGUUGGUUCCAAUCCUUGAAACUGUCCGAGUCUGCUUUAUAGCAGUGAGCGCACUAACCCUUCGUGGGGGGUGGGGUGGGGACAAGGUUAGUUAUGUCCUCUGGGAAAGUCUUAGUGAAAAAUAAAGAAAUGUUCUGUA
Messenger RNA from Rattus rattus (black rat), 756 nucleotides. Its product is annotated as enhancer of rudimentary homolog. The record is from RefSeq and is a predicted model, not a curated record. The transcript has a single exon. Lineage: Eukaryota; Metazoa; Chordata; Mammalia; Rodentia; Muridae. The coding region runs from base 54 to 368 and encodes 104 amino acids.